GAGAAGUUAGAGGGCAAAGUAAAGCAGUAGACCCCUUCAAAUUUGCACUCUAAAAAUUCUCCCUAAAAUCCUUACAUUCAACAUCCCUUCCUCCCAAAGAAACCUCUUCAAAACCUCUCUCUUUUCCCUCUUCCCUAAACCCCUUCGAUUUUCCGAUUCCUUUUCCGAUUGAGUCGCCGGAGCUCCGCCGACGUCAAUAAUGGAGGACUGCCUCAGGGAGUCCAUGCGCAAGUUAGCCGUCUGGUUCACCAAAACCUUCAAGCCAAUCAUGACGCACGACGAGCUCGAACCUAUAAUGGCUACUUUAGGCUUCAUCGCCCUAGAACCGGCCGUCAACGGCGCCGGAAUCUCCUGGAAAUCUUAUAAAUACUCCGCCGCUGAUUGCCGCACCAAAUCGGUUUCUCCGUCGCCGCCUACACCGCGACUGCCGUAUCCGAGAAUCGACGGUCUUCACAUUUAUACAUACAGAGCAUUUCUCGAUGCCGUCAAUUUUUAUCUCGAGAAAUUUGAUAUCUCCGAUCUCUUCCAUAUCAGAGGAUUGCCAUUAUAUCGAAACCAUGAUCGAAAUAGGAAGUGGCGUCGAAUAGACGAAGAAGGUGGUAAUUUUGUUUACAGAGAAGGGACUCUAGAUCAAACAACACUCAAUUUAUAUAAUUUCCAUAAGAAUUGCCAGAAUAAAAAGAGACACAGAAAGAAUGAUAGUACUAUCAGUGACGAAGAGAACGACGACCGUGGAAAAAUCAUUGAAGACAGUACAGAUGAAGACUCCAUAUGUAUUGUUAGUUUGAAAGAUGUAAUUACAUAACGGGGCAAUCAAAACAACACAUCUAGAACAAUUUUGGUAUAUUUUCCUUUAGCAAAUCACAAAGAUGUAUUCUUUAAUUAUUUGAUGUCAUAUGGGAGAUUAGAGUUUCAGGUCACACAAGAACAGAACAGAUUUUGCAUGUGGAAGAGAAAAUAGUACUGAUUAGAAUAGUGAAUGAAUUUUAAUGUGGAUAGUUUGUCCAAGCAUUGAUUAGAAUAGUAUGGAUCUUUCGUAAGCCCAUACUAUUUCUAUUUUCAGGCAUUCAGACUUAAGAUUUUUAUGUAGUGGAAAAAAUAUACAUAGCAAAAA
Benincasa hispida (wax gourd) is the source of this 1114-nucleotide messenger RNA. RefSeq names its product tubulin-tyrosine ligase. The record is from RefSeq and is a predicted model, not a curated record. NCBI's taxonomy places the organism in Eukaryota, Viridiplantae, Streptophyta, Magnoliopsida, Cucurbitales, Cucurbitaceae.